Phlebotomus argentipes is the source of this 3069-nucleotide messenger RNA. Its product is annotated as sodium-coupled monocarboxylate transporter 2. Gene Ontology annotation, biological process: transmembrane transport; sodium ion transport. Gene Ontology annotation, molecular function: symporter activity. Gene Ontology annotation, cellular component: membrane. The record is from RefSeq and is a predicted model, not a curated record. The transcript has 9 exons. NCBI's taxonomy places the organism in Eukaryota, Metazoa, Arthropoda, Insecta, Diptera, Psychodidae. The coding region runs from base 17 to 1867 and encodes 616 amino acids.
AUCCAGCACGGAAACCAUGACAGAAGCCACCACAGAAGCGUCUGGUGAGUGGCCCGAGUGUGGCAGCGAGGAGAUGCUGAAGCACUCGGACUUCACUGUCUGGGAUUACUCCGUGGUGAUCGGAAUGCUGGUGGUUUCGCUGGGCAUUGGCGUCUUCUACGGUUUCUGCGUGAAGAGCGAGAGCGGAGGCUCGUCGGAGGACUUCCUCCUGGGCUCUGGAAUGGCUCUCUUCCCCGUCACACUGAGUCUCUGCACGAGCUUCAUCACGGCCAUCGAAUUGCUGGGCAAUCCGGCUGAGAUGUUCUUCAGCGGCACACAAUUCUCCCUCAUCAUCCUGUCCAUGAUUCUCGUCAUUCCCAUGGCCGUGAAGGUCUUCUAUCCCAUCUACUUCAAGAUGCAGCUCACCAGCUGCUACGAGUACUUGGGCAUUCGCUUCGGCAAGCGCAUCCGCAUCUUCGGCGCCAUUCUCUACAUCGUCCAGAUGUCUUUCUACACGUCCGUGGCGGUUCUGGCGCCCGCUAUCGCCCUCUCGAAGGCCACCGGCCUGGACACGCGCCUCGCCGUGGGGCUGAUCUACCUGGUCUGCGUCUUCUACGCCUCGCAGGGCGGCAUGAAGGCUGUCGUGAUUGCUGACACAUUUCAGGCAUGUAUUCUGGCGCUCUCCCUCGUCCUUGUCGUGUUGCUGGGCUAUUUCUACUCGGGAUCCUUCAGUGAAGUCUUCCAAACUGCCUCUGAGGGCGACAGGCUGGAAUUUGCCAAUUUUGACCUGAAUCCAACGACGAGACACUCUGUGUUCAGCAUUGUUAUCGGAGGAUUCUUCUACUGGUCCUCGAUGUUCUGCACAAACCAAGCUUCUGUGCAGAAAUGCAUGUCACUGAAGCAGCUCAAGAGGGCGAAAAUGGCCAUCUAUCUGGCCGUCAUUGGACUGAUUGUGGUCUUUGUCAUCAACUUCUACACUGGCCUCAUGGUCUUCACCCACUAUGCGCGAUGUGAUCCUCUGAGGGCGGGCGAAAUCACGGCGCGCGAUCAGCUGUUGCCGCACUACAUAAUGGAUGUGUACAAAGGCGUUCAGUUCAUGAGUGGCAUUUUUGUCGCGGGCAUCUUUGCGGCCAGUCUUGGAACCGUGGCGGCGGCUCUCAACUCCCUCGCGACGGUGACGUGUGAAGACAUCCUGGUGGCUGGCAUGAAUGUUAAGAUCAGCGCCGACAAAGGGGCUCUGUACGCUAAGUGGCUCUCCCUGGGCUUUGGUGUCUUCUCGUUCGUGCUGGUGUUUGUGGUGGAGAAACUCGGCGGCAUUCUUCAGGCCACACUCACCCUGAAUGGGCUCAUCGGUGGUGUCACGCUGGGACUAUUUCUACUGGGAAUACUGUUCGAGAGAGCCAAUUGCACGGGCGCCUUCUAUGGUGGUCUCUCAUCCCUCGUGGUCAUCCUCUAUGUGGGCAUCAUGGCGCAACUGACUAGCCAGGAUGUGGAGCCGCUGCCCACAUCCAUGGAGGCGUGCGAGUGCUUCCUCAACACCACGGCGGACGCACUGUCUGCUGGCGAGCAGGAAAUGGACUCUGGCUUCCCUCUGUUCCGCAUCAGCUACAUGUGGUACUCCUUCCUGGGCAUGGCACUGACUGUGGUGCUGAGUCUCCUCCUCUCCUGGGUCAGUGAGACUGUCCAGAGGAGGCGCAUUCUCAGGAUCACCAAAUCAUCGCAGGUGACAAAUGAUCUGCACAGAGGCAGCAUUUCCAUCUCCGUGAUUCAACCACCAAACGUGAUUGAUGGUGACAAUCAUGAGCCGACGAAGGCUCCGUCUCGUCCACAAUUUUCCCAUCGAUUCACGGGAUUUGACAAUAAGGCGCUUACCAUGGACGAUGUGUGAAGUGUGGGAGGAUGAAAAAGGACACACUGGAGAUUGCGAGAAAGUUACAAGUAUAAGAGCAGCAGUGCUAUUAAUUCUAAAUUAAGUUUUGAGUCUGAUAACGAGGCAAACUUUUUCCACUCACUCUCUCUCUCUCUCUCUUAUUGGCGACAAAGAAGAUAAAGUGUAAGAGGUUGAAGGAAUUAAGGAGGAAAACCUUCAAGGGGAUCUCCAAUUGCGCACAUAUUCAGAAGAAAAAUCCUUCACUUUGCUCAAGUUGAAGAUGAAUGAAGAAAAGUGCGAAUAAUUAAUUUUGCUUAUCAAUUUUAUUGCAUAAUUAUUACACAAAGUGAUGUGAAAAUUGCAAAAAUUUCAAGCAAAUUGCAUUGCAAUUGACGCUGUGCAGUGAAUGCCAGUAUUAUUAAAGUAGAAUUCUCUCGUGCUUGGAAAUAUAAUAGCGAGCGAAUCAGACAUCAAAGUUAUAAAUCUCUUCUGGGACAGAUGGUCGGAGGAUUUUCACCCUCUGCCAAGGGGAGUGUCGACGGACGGAGAAAUUAAAUUAAAUUUCAUUGCUGAGGAAGCGUGAUGAUAGUUGUUGUUUAACUUGAUAGCUUUAUUGAGGAAAUUGUACAAGUUUGCUCUUUCUUUCAUUACUCGACCGGAAUUUUCAUUGCCACUUGUGUGAAUGUCUUGCGAAGCAGCAUUAUGUCCCUUUUGCUAGAUUUUCACACAAUUUAAUUUACUUGAUGUCUCACUACAUCAAAUGAAUUUGUAUGAAAUGCUGAAUGUGGGAAAUAAUUAUGGGGAAUAUCGCUCUAGCGCUAGAGUGUGAUGCACUCUAGGCUAGAGCUGUUGAUGCAUCGCUGUAGAGAAGUUCUUAUUGUCUAUACUAUUGAAAUACGAGAAUUUUCACUGUGAUUUUAACAAAUGCAACAUGUCAGUAACAUUGUAAGAUCAUUUCUCUUAUCAAUAUUUAUAUAUUUUUUCAAUAAGAAAAUCCUAUUUAUUAAUAGUUAAUUAUAAACUAAACUAUGUAGAUUUUUUUACAGCAGUGUUGCUCUAUUGGUACAAAUUUUCCACCUCCUAAAUGUGACAAGAUUUCUUCGAAAUAAACAGGUAUAUAACGACGAAUUAAGAGCCAAAAAGCUUAGUCUGUAGUACGUUAAAUAUGUAUACAAAGGAAUUUUAAUCCUACAGAAUUUACACGAAUAAAAAUAAUUAGU